Molecule: messenger RNA, 853 nt
Organism: Carica papaya (papaya)
Lineage: Eukaryota; Viridiplantae; Streptophyta; Magnoliopsida; Brassicales; Caricaceae
Source: RefSeq, a predicted model, not a curated record
UUGUAUUUAUGUGGCAUGCAAAAUGAAUUGACUGAGAUCCUCAAUUAUUUUAUCUGUAAAUAUCAGGGUACAUCUUCUACAGUUAGUUAUGAUUCUUGCUUGGCUAGCAUGAUUUCGAAGGCAAACAUAUUAAUUGUUGAAGGCUAUUUAUUUGAACUUCCCGAUACAAUAAGAACAUUAACAAAAGCAUGUGAAGAAGCACACAGGAGCGGGGCACUUGUUGCAGUCACAGCAUCAGAUGUAUCCUGCAUUGAGAGACACUAUGAUGAUUUCUGGGAUAUUAUUGGUAAUUACGCCGACAUUGUGUUUGCAAAUAGUGAUGAGGCAAGAGCUUUCUGUCAAUUUUCGUCAAAGGAAAAUCCCAUUUCAGCCGCCCAGUAUCUGAGCCACUUUGUUCCUUUUGUGUCUGUUACUGAUGGGCAAAGAGGCUCAUACAUUGGUGUAAAGGGAGAAGCUGUAUAUAUCCCUCCUUCUCCAUGUGCGCCAGUAGAUACUUGUGGUGCUGGGGAUGCAUAUGCAUCUGGAAUUUUGUAUGGUAUAUUAAGAGGCAUGUCUGAUUUAAAAGGCAUGGGUACAUUAGCAGCUAGGAUUGCAGCUACGGUUGUCGGGCAGCAAGGGACCCGACUCCGAGUUCAAGAUGCUGUGGAGCUGGCAAAGUCAUUUGCAUUCCGUUUUGAGAGUUCAAAUGUCAGGUCAGAUGUUGGAUCUGAUCAGAUUUCCAGCUUGUAAUUUGGCCUUGUGCCCUCUGCUGAUUCUUCAAUUCUUUUGUAUUCCCUUCUCUAUAUAGCAUUGUAACUCUGUACAUUAUGAUAAUACAAAUAUGAACGGUCUAUUGAUCAGUUUAUUUAUUUGC